CAGCAGCCGGGCUGGGCUACACGGGCUGGACUCAAACCGAGUUGGGUCGUAAGCGCCUGACACGCUGACUCCUCUGCUUCACCGCUGUCAGGAUGAACCUGUUCUGCUUCUCAUUGGAGGGUUCGAUGGACAGCCUGUAUGAGGCCGCCGGCGACAGCCCCCCUCAACCCGUUCCGAGGCGCUCGUGCAGCCCGGCGCUUCUGCUCGACGACGACGUGAGGUGGAAGGGUUCCGGGAGGUCAAUUUCCAUGGAAAUGACAAUGAGGCCAGGCACCAGCGCUCAGAAAAAGAAACGAAGAACACAAGUAUCCAAAUCCUCAUCAGACAACGAAGCGCUGGAUAACGCCGUUUGUAAUGUGGCCGUUUGGAAGGCCGCCAAUGGCCCAGAAGAUUUACGAGUCGUCCCCAUUGCCAACAAUCACAAUGAAGAGCUGAAGAAGAUGAAGCAUAGAGGUGACGGCAAAGGAGGGAAAUCAGCCCAUCAUUCGGGUACCAAAAAGAGGGACAAAAAUUGCCCAAGUCAGAAGAUCAACACCAAAGGUGCGGCAACAGAAUUGAAACCAGCGGCAAAAAGGAACCCAAAACUUGGGAAGAAACAGACUGGAAAGAAUGGAAAAGAGGGAACAAAGAAAAGUCACAAUACUACAGGGCACCCGGCAGCAGGACCUUCAAGUCCCCCCACGGAGCCACACUACCUGGAUGUGCUCUACAGGUGCGACAGGAGGAUCUACCUGGGAAAGUCCUCCACCCUUCCCACGCAGGAAAACACAACUCCGGGCCCCGACAUGAUCAGCUCGUCUGGUGGUGCGACACCUACUCACUAUCACAAUCACAGCCAAAACCAGCGCUGGAGCAACCCGGCUGACAAAUGUCCCGGUUGGGGCACCGUGGAGCACACGUGCCGCAGGCCGCUCACGGAGUACCGCGUGUCUUCCGACGACUUCAGCCUGCUUCGCGGGGACAAGAUGCAUGAGCAGGAAAACAAGGACGGCGGCCCGAGUACGAACUGUAAAAACCCGACUCCCUCAAAUGUGACGCGGUCCAUCACUGAAUUGGAUCUGUCAGAACCAAACAUGACCAUAUAUGACCACAUGAGCCCACAUGACCAGACCUGCUCGGCUGUUUGA
Messenger RNA from Syngnathoides biaculeatus (alligator pipefish), 1127 nucleotides. RefSeq lists its product as uncharacterized. The transcript has 9 exons. Bases 93 to 1127 code for a protein of 344 amino acids. NCBI's taxonomy places the organism in Eukaryota, Metazoa, Chordata, Actinopteri, Syngnathiformes, Syngnathidae. The record is from RefSeq and is a predicted model, not a curated record.